Messenger RNA from Thamnophis sirtalis, 942 nucleotides. NCBI's taxonomy places the organism in Eukaryota, Metazoa, Chordata, Lepidosauria, Squamata, Natricidae. The record is from RefSeq and is a predicted model, not a curated record.
ACGGCGGAAAACAACAACCAUUAGCUCUUGGAGGCAUCUUCUAGUCUUGCGCUAUCAGCCCUUCUUGAAGCAGGGAGGGAGCGAUGGGUCCUUUGCUCAACGCCAUUCUUUUCCACACAGGUGUAUCGCUUAGAAGACUCCUGUUGUCUCUUCACCCUACAAGGCCAUUCAGGCGCCAUCACCGCCGUCUACAUAGACCAGACCAUGGUGCUGGCGAGUGGGGGCCAGGACGGCGCCAUCUGCCUCUGGGACGUGCUGACGGGCAGCCGAGUGAGCCACAUCUGCGCGCACCGGGGCGAUGUCACGUCCCUGACCUGCACCACCUCGUGUGUCAUCAGCAGCGGCCUGGAUGACGUCAUCAGCAUCUGGGACCGGGCAUCGGGGAUCAAGCAUUAUUCCAUUCAACAGGACAUGGGCUGUGGGGCCAGCCUGGGCGUGAUCUCAGAUAAUCUGCUGGUCACUGGCGGUCAGGGCUGCGUCUCUUUCUGGGACAUCGGCUACGGAGACCUGCUGCAGACUGUAUACCUGGGCAAGAGCAACGAAUCGCAGCCGGCCCGGCAGAUCCUGGUGCUGGAGAACGCGGCCAUCGUCUGCAACUUCGGCAGCGAACUCAACUUGGUUUAUGUACCGUCGGUGAUUGAGAAGCGAGACUGAAAGGGGAGGGAGAGCAGAUGAGGAGAACCCAGAAACCCCUACCCGUCCCAUCCCUUUCAACCGCUUCGGGAAGCCCGGUGGCGGAGGGAGGAUGAUUGGCAGGCUUUCCUGUCCAGUAGAAGAAUGGGAAGGAGGCCAGUGUUGAAUCUUCCAGUUGUCUGGGUUCGCGGGCAAGGUGCGGCAAGAGGCCGGGGCCGCCAUUCUGGAAGGGCUGCGGCGGGUGGACCACCGGGGAACAAUUGGAAAGCCAGACAGGGUAGUUUUCCACAAUCCUGCGGCAGCGGUGUU